AUGGCAAGCCGCUCCUACCGCAUCAGCACGGGCUGCCGGGUGAGGAAUUUCAGCUCCUGCUCUGCCGUGGUGCCCAAGCGGGGCACUCACAGCUGUGUCAAUGCCAUGGCCUACCAGGGGGGCAGUGUUGGGGGGCCCGGCUACAGACGCCUUGGGGGCUUUGGCAGCCGGAGCCUGUGUGUGGUGACCUCCCCCCGGGUCGCAGUGAGUUGCAGACGACCCCUGCGCAGUGGGAGCAGUUUUGGCUACCGGGCAGGAGGUCUCUGUGGGCCCAGUCCCCCCUGCAUCACCUCCGUGUCGGUCAACGAGAGCCUGCUGGCCCCCCUCAACCUGGAGAUCGACCCCAACGCUCAGUGCGUGAAACAGCAGGAGAAGGAGCAGAUCAAGUGCCUCAACAACAGGUUUGCUGCCUUCAUCGACAAGGUGCGCUUCCUGGAGCAGCAGAACAAGCUGCUGGAGACCAAGUGGCAGUUCUACCAGAACCGCAAGUGCUGCGAGAGCAACCUGGAGCCCCUGUUCGAGGGCUACAUCGAGACCCUGAGGCGGGAGGCCGAGUAUGCGGAGGCCGACAGCGGGAGGCUGGCCUCGGAGCUCAAGCACGUGCAGGAGGCGCUGGAGGGCUACAAGAAGAAGUAUGAAGAGGAACUGGCCCUCAGGGCCACAGCCGAGAAUGAGUUCGUGCUGCUGAAGAAGGACAUAGACAGCGCCUAUCUGCGCAAGGCAGACCUGGAGGCCGAUGUGGAACCACUGAGGGAGGAGGCCAUCUUCCUGCGGACCCUCUAUGAGGAGGAAAUCUUCAUCCUUCGGUCACAGAUCUCGGAAACCUCAGUGGUGGUGAAGAUGGACAACAGCCGGGUGCUCAACAUGGACGUGGUUGUGGCUGAGAUCAAGGCUCAGUAUGAUGAUAUUGCCAGCCGCAGCAGGGCUGAGGCCAAGUCCUGGUACCAAACCAAGUGUGAGGAGAUGAAGGCCACAGUAACCCAGAAGGGUGAGAACCUUCGCAAAAUCAAGGAUGAGUUCAGCGAGCUGAACCGCACCAUCCAGAGGCUGACGGCCGAGGUGGAGAACGCCAAGCAGCAGCGUUGUAAACUAGAGGCUGCCAUAGCCCAGGCAGAGCAGCAGGGUGAGGCGGCCCUGAGUGACGCCCGCUGCAAGCUGGCUGAGCUGGAGGGCGCCCUGCAGAAGGCCAAGCAGGACAUGGCCUGCCUGCUCAAGGAGUACCAGGAGGUGAUGAAUUCCAAGCUGGGCCUGGAUGUGGAGAUUGCCACUUACCGCAAGCUGCUGGAGGGAGAAGAAAACCGGUUAUGUGAAGGCGUGGGAUCAGUCAACAUCUGUGUGAGCCGUUCCCAGGGUGGCAUGGUCUGCGGAGACCUUGGUUCCACUGUCUCUCGUGGCCUGGGGGGCGUGACCAUCGGCGGAGGUGCCCUGUGCACCCCCUCUGUAGUGGGAGCCUGUUCAAGUACAAGAUAUGUGCGGUUUGCAUAG
Molecule: messenger RNA, 1485 nt
Organism: Sciurus carolinensis (gray squirrel)
Lineage: Eukaryota; Metazoa; Chordata; Mammalia; Rodentia; Sciuridae
Product: keratin, type II cuticular Hb5-like
Exons: 9
Coding region: 1-1485 (494 amino acids)
Biological process (GO): intermediate filament organization; keratinization
Cellular component (GO): keratin filament
Molecular function (GO): structural constituent of skin epidermis
Source: RefSeq, a predicted model, not a curated record